CACAAGAAACAAUGACGUCAUGAUUCCUUUCUAGACGGCCAUUAGAGAACCUCGUGGGUCUGUUUAUUACAACUUAUAAAUAAGAUUUAAAGAUAUAAGUUGAAAAAAUGAAUCCUGAAAAAUUAAAGUUAUUACAAAAUAAAGCUGAACAAGUUCGUAUUGGAGGCAAGGGUAGUGCCAGACGAAAGCGAAAAGUUCAACAUAGAACUACCAUCACAGAUGAUAAAAAAUUACAGAGUUCCCUGAAAAGACUGGGUGUUAAUUCCAUACCUGGCAUCGAAGAGGUUAAUAUGAUCAAAGAAGAUGGUCAAGUAAUCCAUUUUAAUAAUCCAAAAGUUCAAGCAUCAUUAGCUGCCAACACCUUCGCAGUCACUGGACAUGCUGAAAUGAAACAAAUCGCCGAUAUGUUACCUGGUAUAUUAAACCAAUUAGGAGCUGAGAGUUUGAGUAGUUUAAAAAAAUUAGCAUCAACAGUUGCAGGAGAUACCAAGGGAACAAGUGGGGAUGUUGAUGAUGACGAUGAUGUACCUGAUUUGAUCGAGAAUUUUGAUGAAGCCUCGAAAGGAGAAGGGGAUUAGAUUUGUGCGAAUCUAUAAUCAUGCAUAUUUUUUAUUUUACAAUUAUCUAUUGCGCGUGAUCCUCUGUACAAACUGUUCAAUUCAGCAUGUAAUGGGAAUCUUCUGCCUGUUUUAUUGGAAGUAAUGAGUUAUCUUUCCAUGUAUACUGCCAUCAGCCCUUAAACAUGUUGAAAUUUUUAGUUCAGCUUCUUUUGGUAAGAACUUAUCAUUGAUGGUUAAAAUUUGAAAUACACACAGAAAGAAACAAAUUUUAGUUUUCUUAUUAUCAAGUACCUGCUAAAAAUUAUUUAUCAUUAUCUGAAUGUAUUUCAAAUUCUCAUUAUUAAAAAUGUAAUAAAAAUUGAAGUAUAAAACUGUAUUUAUUUUAAUUGGGCAUGCUUAUUUGACUGUUUUUAAGACAAAUUUGAUUUGGAAAUCAAAACAGGGCAUUAUAAUGAUACCACAGUUAAGCGUUGAAUAAAAAAUGGUGUUUCUUAUAGCAUGGAAAAUGCAUAGAAGUAUUGAAGCAAAUGUCAUGUCAUUGUUCUUUCAAUUACAAAAUUUAUUGGUCACUUUUAAAAAGACCAAUGAGUCUUAAGUGUGCAUUGAUAUGAAUUGUGAUGCCAAAACAUAUUGAAUUGGAAAUUCUAAGCCAACACAGCAAAUGCCACUUGGUCCACGGUAAAGAAGCACAAUUCUUAAGAGUCACAUAAUUUGAGCAUUAAUUCAAUAACAAAUCAGAAGCACAUUAUCAAUCGUAAUCUUCACUAUAUAGAUCUUCUGAAUCAAAUUUAAUUUCUUCUAAUAGUUCGUUGAUAUUCUCCAUUACUUCUUGUAUACUGUAAUUAAACAU
Molecule: messenger RNA, 1410 nt
Organism: Lottia gigantea (owl limpet)
Lineage: Eukaryota; Metazoa; Mollusca; Gastropoda; Lottiidae
Exons: 7
Coding region: 108-578 (156 amino acids)
Cellular component (GO): nascent polypeptide-associated complex; cytosol
Source: RefSeq, a predicted model, not a curated record